Molecule: messenger RNA, 1648 nt
Organism: Galeopterus variegatus (Sunda flying lemur)
Lineage: Eukaryota; Metazoa; Chordata; Mammalia; Dermoptera; Cynocephalidae
Gene: GLT8D1
Product: glycosyltransferase 8 domain containing 1
Exons: 9
Coding region: 1-1314 (437 amino acids)
Cellular component (GO): Golgi apparatus
Molecular function (GO): glycosyltransferase activity
Source: RefSeq, a predicted model, not a curated record
AUGGCUACGGCCUUUCCUCGGCGAGGACCCCGGCGGUGGGGCUGCCCGGCGGCGCCUGCUCAGCGCGGCACUCUCGCGGUCGAAGCAGCGGGCCGGCUUGGGGUUGUGGGACUGUACGGUUGCCGCGGAGCUAGACCUGCCGCGCGGUCGCUGAGCUGGCGGGGCGGGCUGGGGCGCGGGCGGCGACAGCGGCUCUUCCUUCGGUUGCAGGUAAGGGUGGCCGCAGCAAGCCUCAGGGCAACGACUUGUCGGAGCAUCCCUCGGCCUGAAGGAAACCCCGGAGCGUCACACUACCUCCAGAUCACGCCUAAGCAUUCAGGAAUUGUGGGCCUUCAGCCCAUGGGCUUUGCCCCAAAUGCUCCCCAACAUGCAGUAGACAGGAGGCAAGAGGACAUUCCUGUGGUCAUUGCUGCAUCUGAAGACAGGCUCGGGGGGGCCAUUGCAGCCAUUAACAGCAUUCAGCACAACACACGCUCCAGUGUGAUUUUCUACCUUGUUACGCUCAACAAUACAGUAGACCAUCUCCGGUCUUGGCUCAACAGUGGUUCCCUGAAAAGCAUCAGGUAUAAAAUUGUGAAUUUUGACACUAAACUUUUGGAAGGGAAAGUAAAGGAGGAUCCUGACCAGGGGGAAUCCAUGAAACCAUUGACCUUUGCGAGGUUCUACUUGCCAAUUCUGGUUCCCAGCGCUAAGAAGGUCAUAUAUAUGGAUGAUGAUGUAAUUGUGCAAGGUGAUAUUCUUGCCCUUUACAAUACCCCACUGAAGCCAGGACAUGCAGCUGCAUUUUCAGAAGAUUGUGAUUCAGCCUCUACUAAAGUAGUCAUCCGUGGAGCAGGGAACCAGUACAAUUACAUUGGCUAUCUUGACUAUAAAAAGGAAAGAAUUCGUAAGCUUUCCAUGAAAGCCAGCACCUGCUCGUUUAAUCCUGGCGUUUUUGUUGCAAACCUGACAGAAUGGAAGCAACAGAAUAUAACCAACCAGCUGGAAAAAUGGAUGAAACUCAAUGUAGAAGAGGGACUAUACAGCAGAACACUGGCUGGCAGCAUCACGACACCUCCUCUGCUUAUUGUAUUUUAUCAACAGCACUCCACCAUUGACCCUCUGUGGAAUGUCCGCCACCUUGGUUCCAGUGCUGGAAAACGAUAUUCACCCCAGUUUGUAAAGGCUGCCAAGUUACUUCAUUGGAAUGGACACUUUAAGCCAUGGGGAAGAACUGCUUCAUAUACUGAUGUUUGGGAAAAAUGGUACAUUCCAGAUCCAACAGGCAAAUUCAGCCUAAUUCGAAGACAUAUGGAAAUUUCAAACAUAAAGUAGAAUAGAAUUUAAACUAUAAGCAUUUCUCAGGAAGUCGUGGAAGACGUAUGUGUGGGAAGUAACAGCAGCUAGGCUUUAAUGCCCAUCUGUAGCAACCAUGGAAAAAAGAUAAAUGCUCCGUCUGGCAGUCAGCUUCCCAAAUAGACUAUAAAUAUGUUUCCAUCUACCUUACCAACCAAGUGUUUUCUUACUGUAAUGCUGAACAAUUGAAGAAUGGACUGAGAAAGCUGAUAUAGUUAGCUCAGCCAGCUGGUACAGGUAGUUUCAAACUGCUGUCUGGUUAUUUUAUGACUCGUGGCCUGAUCUGUAAAUAAAACCUACAUUUUUUAGUAGG